GACUGUGAACGGUGCAAAGAAGCCUUUGAGGUUAGUUCAAUUUUAACAGGGACGUGAUCUUAUAGCGGUUGAAGAGAUUAGUUCAAGAAUGAGUUACUUUGUCUAUCGUAAAAUGAUAAUCAUCGGUUGAAAUGUUUCGUAGGCGGCUAGGCCAACAACAACACCUGUGUGGCUAUUAAAUUUGGGGCCUUGGACGUGCUAAUCUGCCAUCCGAUAGGAUAUAGUGUAUGCACGUGUAGGGUGGUUGCAGUGUAAGUAGAACAGCUGAUAUGACAUACUCUACUUGGACUGGUUAAUCCUAUUAAGCUUAGAGCAUUUACGACUUUUAUGACAGGAUGUUGUUUACGACAAUUAUCUGGUAAGAUAUUUAUGGGACAUAACGCCCUCUAUAGGGGGGAUCAAAAUAUCAAAUAGCUAUGACCAUAGUCCCUUAUCACACAUGAUAAUGACGUGAAAUAGUUUUAGCCACUAUUUUCGUGUGUUCUAUUUGUUUUGUUGUUAGCGGUGCGUGUUAACUAUGGACUAACACGGCAAAUUGAAAAGAGCAAACAUUUUGAGGUGUGGCUCUGCACUUUGCCUGGGAUCUUUUAUCCUCGGGAGCUCACAUCAUAAUCAUUCACCGACGAGAAAUCAGUUGAAGAGUGAAUGGGAACAAGGAAAUUACAAAUAGAAGAUUGUUUCAUCAUGUCUCAUCAUGUUCACAACUACUUGACUGUUUCGACAGGAGCUAAUGAAAUAGAGAAAUGGCUCCUAACCUUGAAUGAACUGUGUCUCCAUCCGUUUUCCAUCUCAUGGCCGUAAUGUCCGGAGGGCUCUUCCGUUCUCACAGGUUAUGACGGCUAAUUCUAACCAAAAGAAUUAAAAUUAAAACCCCAAUCAAUAAAUGAGCACACGAUACAGAAUAUUUGGUGAAACUAACUCGUACAAUAAGCAACUAGCAUAUAUGUAAAAUGUUAGUGAUUUCACGGAGACAUUUUUGGCUCAUUGUGUAACCAUAGUCACCGGUACAAGAACAAAAAUCGAACCCAACAUUUAUACAUACAUAGAACAUUAUCGCCUUUACAUUAAAUCCCCAUUCAAACUUUAUUUCAAAGUUGAUCUAUGGCAACAAACAAACAUGAUAAAUCUUAACAAACAACGUUCAUUUUUUUAUCUCCCGAUACUGCCUUCAAAAUCCAUAGAGGGACUAAGGUUAGAGAACGAUUAAGAGCCUUCAUCGAUAGGAAAAAAUAAACCUAAGAAGAGCUUAAAUUUCGUAUAAAAUGGGGAAGCAAAGUCUCUUCUUCAGUCCAUUAAAAACACACACGAUACUCUAAUAAGAAGGAAAGAAAAUGGUUCGCUGCUUUUCAACAGUUCACGUAGCUGUUUUGUUGUUGGCUUGGUCGACAUGUUCGACCACUACUGCCGUCAAUUUAGAGGGAAAACUGCAACAACUAACAGACACGUUUAACCAAUUCAAAGUAGAAGUUCAGGCAAAAGAAACGAGACUGCAGGAUGAAGUGGCUGAACUAAAGGCAAAAGUUACAGGACUAGAAGCCCAACUACAACGUCACGAGUCGUUUAUCGCAAACCUGCAGAACCCGACGCCGAAAAUCGCAAACGACAUCCAACCGAAAUUAAUCAACGGAAUGCCAACUUCGUGUGCCGAACUCAAGUCGAUUGGGCACAUCUGGAGCGGACUCUAUUCCGUCAUGGGUGUCAACAUGGUCGAAACAAUCUAUUGCGACUUCACCAAAGCACUUGGAGAUCCAGGACUACAGAAAUGGAUCGGCUAUAACGAUGUCAAAUCGGUGCCAGUCUACUUUUACGUUCAAAAGGACAAUAGUUUCAACCUCACAAACACUCCGAUCCCAUUCGAACGCGUUUUGAACAACAUCGGAAACGCCAUGAAUAUAGACACUGGCAUCUUCACGGCACCCGUCACAGGAACUUAUUUCUUUGCCGUGUCCGGAAUGGUCCAUUUCCCUUCUUCCCCUACGUCAAGACAAGAGAUCGGUUUAGCCUUGUAUUCGAACGGCAACGAAAUCGGUUUGGCUCUGGCUGACGAAGUCGGCACUAUUGAACAAUUCGGAACUUACGAUAUGGAAUCGACCCUCAAUCUUAAAUCAGGAGAUCAAGUGUGGUUGGCCAUCAAGUACAAGUCGACAGACACUUACGUAUUUGACAAUUUCCAGCACCAGAAUCACUUUACUGGUUGGCUUCUGCAACAAGAUUUCAAUAACUCGGCGUACCACAUGAGUGUGUAAAUUAAUGUCAGAUGAACAAUUUGCUGCCAACAACAAAUGUAUGCCUUAAUAUAAGUUGCUCUCAUUUUUGUUAUUUGUUAAUUGCAAUAAAUAACAUUAAAAAGGA
Daphnia pulex (common water flea) is the source of this 2352-nucleotide messenger RNA. RefSeq lists its product as uncharacterized. Gene Ontology annotation, molecular function: protein binding. The record is from RefSeq and is a predicted model, not a curated record. The coding region runs from base 1332 to 2246 and encodes 304 amino acids. Lineage: Eukaryota; Metazoa; Arthropoda; Branchiopoda; Diplostraca; Daphniidae. The transcript is spliced from 3 exons.